Melozone crissalis (California towhee) is the source of this 2777-nucleotide messenger RNA. RefSeq names its product family with sequence similarity 78 member B (gene FAM78B). The transcript is spliced from 2 exons. NCBI's taxonomy places the organism in Eukaryota, Metazoa, Chordata, Aves, Passeriformes, Passerellidae. The record is from RefSeq and is a predicted model, not a curated record. Bases 1 to 786 code for a protein of 261 amino acids.
AUGGGGUGCCUGCAGAGCGUGGCCUGCAAGGCGCGGGUGCGCCGCGAGCAGAUCGUGGUGUCGGACGUGUCGGCCACCAUCGAGCCGGCGGCCACGGCCAUCGAGGAGAGCUCGCCGGUGGUGCUGCGGUACCGCACGCCCUAUUUCCGCGCCUCCGCCCGCGUCCUCAUGCCGCCCAUCGCCCGCCGGCACACCUGGGUGGUGGGCUGGAUCCAGGCCUGCAACCACAUGGAGUUCUACAACACCUACAGCGACCUGGGCGUGUCGAGCUGGGAGCUGCCUGACCUGCGGGAAGGACGAGUGAAAGCCAUCAGCGACUCGGAUGGGGUGAGCUACCCCUGGUACGGAAACACCACAGAAACCGUGACCCUGGUGGGGCCCACCAACAAGAUCUCCAGGUUCUCGGUGAGCAUGAACGACAACUUCUACCCCAGCGUGACGUGGGCCGUGCCCGUGAGCAACAGCAACGUGCCGCUGCUGACCAGGAUUAAAAGGGACCAGAGCUUCACCACGUGGCUCGUGGCCAUGAACACCACCACCAAGGAGAAGAUCAUCCUGCAGACCAUCAAGUGGAGGAUGCGCGUGGACAUUGAGGUGGACCCCAUGCAGCUGCUGGGGCAGCGGGCGCGGCUGGUGGGCAGGACUCAGCAGGAGCAGCCGCGGAUCCUCAGCAGGAUGGAGCCCAUCCCGCCCAACGCGCUCGUCAAGCCCAACGCCAACGAUGCCCAGGUGCUCAUGUGGAGACCCAAGCGAGGGCAGCCCAUCGUGGUGAUACCUCCCAAGUAGGGCGUGCAGCCGAGCCCCUGGCUGCGCACGGACAGGGCUGCCCAGCCAAAGCUCACCUCUGGGCUCUCCUGCCUUUCUUGUUGUGCUUGGAAACGUGGCUCCUCCUCGGGCACAAGUAGAGCCUGGCUGGCACAAGGGCGCAGAAGAGGGUUUGCCGAGCUGGAGGAUUUCCCGGGAAGCGGAACGGAGUGCUUGCAGCUGGCACAAAGGACUCGUCUUUCCUUGCGGGGCAGCACGAGCAGCAUGAGUGUGGUUGAACCGUGCCCGUGGCAGAUGCUGCUUCCCACGCAGCCAGAGGGAGAAGCAGAGGCUGUUCCUGUCCCCGCGUCCCUGCCGUGUCCGUAGCUAUGCAUUUCGGAUCCGUGAUCCCCCCAUGCCCGCCCGCCUCCCGCAGUGGGGUGGGACCUGGCGGUGCUGGGGGCGGGCCAGAGCCCGGUGCCACGGCCCGGGAGGGGUUUCUGCAGCCCGGGGGCAGCGGGACACGUUUUGCAUGCGUCUGGGUGUGUUUGGAGUAGUUGUGAGUGUAGGAGAUGCCAUAGCUCUUUUCCGUCUUGGGGUGAGGUGUAAGGGCAGGUUAGAUGUCCUUUUGUUGUGAGGUGCACUAAGUCUUUGCAUCCCUCAGCCUCCCUUCUCUUUGGGGAGCAGGAGGAUUGUCAGCCCAGUCCGGGUGGGAAUGGGGGCAGUGCCAUUCUCCCAGCCCGGGUGCUCUGGGUGUGUGGGGUGCCCAGACCAGCCCAGAGGCACCUCUGGACUCGCUUUGCUUCACCGCAGACCCCCUCCCUUGCUAGAAGUCGGGUGCUCGCUCAUUUUCCACGCAGAUGCUGCCUCACGUGGAGGCCUCUCCCAGCCUCCCAUGGAGCAGGGUGGCUGCUGGCUGGGCCACCAGUGCACGCUUUGUGGUACCUCCCCAAGCCCUGUGCGAGGCAGGGGUGUGAGUGGAGGCCGUUCAGGGCAGGCCUGGGUUAGCCGGGGAAGGAGGAGCUGAAUGUGCUGCCUGGGGCUGCCUCCUGCUGCUGCCGCUGUGCUCGGAGGGGUCACAGGGGGAUUUAUUUGCCUUCCUCCUCCCUCCUUGCUGCCUGGAUGGCUGGCACUGGCUGCUCCGUGGGGCAGCACGCUGCUGUGGGAUGCAGCUGGCAGUUCCCAGGAUCUCACCCUGGAGCUGCAGCAGAGGCAUAAACCACGGCUGUGCUGCUGCUGCUCCGGGUGCUCCGUCACUCCUGGGCAGGUGCUCACAGCUUUUGCUGCUUUCUCUGCUCUGCCCUCCCUGGCACGAGCCCUGCAGCUCCUCCAGCUCGCAGCCCUGCCUUCCUCACACUGCAGGGAGGCUGUGCUGCCCUGGGGAUGCAGGUCAUUCCUGCUGGAAGGUCCCUGUGCCAUCCCGCUGGCAGUGCUGGGUGACACUUCCCUGCACCCGGGCCCUGCCAGCACAGGGGCUCCCGAGGCAUCUUAGACCAAAAAUCCCUGUGAAAUCCCCCUGCUGUUUAUUGCCCUCAGUAGUGUUUGCUGCUGAUCCAGUUCUUUAUUUAUUAUUUUUCCUCUGGGAGCGUUUCCUUUGGACGCCCUGGUGCAGCAAUUCCGUGUGCCGGGGCUGGUGCUCCCGCUGGGCUGGGAUCCUGCUGCUUUCUGUGCCUGGGUGGGUUCUGCAGGGGGCAGGCUUGGAGGGAGACAGGGCUUUGAGCUUUGGUUUGCUGUGUUUUCUGCAGCAGAGCUCCCACAGGGAGCUGGUGGUGUGGGAAGAUGUCCUGCUCUUGUGAGACUGUGGUUUUGUCCUGGUGUGGGACCGAUGGCAGCUCGUGCCAUCGCUGGUGUUUUGUUUUUCAAAAAGUGUGUGUGGAGAGGGGUUAGAAACUUGAAAUACAAUUUUCCUUAAGGACUGGGGGAGGAGGGGUAAGUACCUUUUUGGUUUGAAGUAAGGCAGGUGUAUACUUUUGACCCAGGGGGACAGAAACAUCUCUGGCAGCAUCAGAGCUGAAACGCCAGAGGAAGGGUGG